AUGCUGCAGCAAAUUUUGCGUGAUAUGUACAUUGACCCUGAGCUCCUGGCAGAGCUGAAUGAAGAGCAAAAGCAGAUCUUGUUCUACAAAAUGAGAGAAGAGCAGCUGAGGCGCUGGAAGGAGAGGGAAGAAAAAGCACGAAUGGAGGAGGCUGUGCUGAGAAAGACAGCGAGGCGCAACCAGAGUAAUGGCAAACGCGUGCAGUGGCUGCGUGGGAAGGAUGGUGAGGUCUGGGUCUGGGUGAUGGGAGAAGCCCCAGGUGACAAGCCCUACGAGCAGAUAUCCGAGGAGCUCAUAGCAGAGAGAGCCAGGCAGCAGGCCCAGAGGGAGGCAGAAGAACUAUGGAGACAAAAGGAAGCUGAAAUUACAAAGAAAUUCCGGGAUGCUAUGGCUCAAGAAAAAGCCCGAAUAGUGGCAGAAAAAUGGAAAAUAGAAACAGAGGAUCGGAAAGCAGCCAAAUUGGAGGAAGAAAAAAUUCAGGAGGAAUUGAAGAAAAGAGAAGAAGAGGAGAGACAAAAGGGUGAAGAACAAAUCAGGCAGCAGGAAGAAAUCCGAGCAAAGGAGUUGUAUCUGAGCCUCAAGCAAGCUCAGCAGCACAGUCAGCACAGCGACGAUGACCAGGAGUGGGAAGAACAGUUGCGCCGCUCCAAGGCUGCAGAUGAGGAGAGAAGCCACAAAGCGCGCAGGGCGCGGGAUGAAUACCGACGGCAAUCGCUGCGUGCCAUCCAGAAGGGAAGAGUGGCUGGCCUGAGUAACUUGUUCCAGGGGACAAACCUGAACAACGACCAGGAGAUAAAACUGAACAACAAUAGUGCAAGUCCUUUGCUCUCUCUCUCUGCAGCGCCCAGUAACAUCUGGGAGCGUCCAUCCCGACCCUUCUCCCGAGAUGUCAUCAUCCGCUGGUUCAAAGAAGAGCAGAUCCCCCGACGUGCUGGGUUUGAGAGGAACACCAACAGGAUUGCUCAAUGGUUUCAUGGUAUUAUCAGCCGUCAGGAGGCAGAAGAGUUGUUGAUGAAUAAAUCUGAAGGCACAUUCCUGGUGCGAGUCAGUGAGAAAAUCUGGGGCUACGCGUUGUCUUAUCGCCAACAAAGUGGGUUCAAGCACUUCCUGGUUGAUGCUUCAGGGGAUUUCUACAGCUUCUUGGGGGUAGAUCCAAACCGACACGCAACACUCACAGAUCUGAUCGAUUUUCACAAGGAUGAAAUCAUCACAUCAUCAGGUGGGGAGCUACUACUGGAGCCAUGUGGACAGCAGAAGAAUCCACCAGACUACAGCCCUUUAUUUGAAUAA
Molecule: messenger RNA, 1290 nt
Organism: Myiozetetes cayanensis
Lineage: Eukaryota; Metazoa; Chordata; Aves; Passeriformes; Tyrannidae
Gene: SH2D4B
Product: SH2 domain containing 4B
Exons: 8
Coding region: 1-1290 (429 amino acids)
Cellular component (GO): cytoplasm
Source: RefSeq, a predicted model, not a curated record